This is a messenger RNA of Amphimedon queenslandica, 1454 nucleotides long. RefSeq lists its product as uncharacterized. The transcript is spliced from 5 exons. NCBI's taxonomy places the organism in Eukaryota, Metazoa, Porifera, Demospongiae, Haplosclerida, Niphatidae. Gene Ontology annotation, biological process: signal transduction. Gene Ontology annotation, molecular function: protein binding. The record is from RefSeq and is a predicted model, not a curated record. The coding region runs from base 29 to 1174 and encodes 381 amino acids.
AGCAGAGGAAGAGGAGGAGGAGGGAGGGAUGGAAAGAAAAGGAGAAAGGUUGUUGUUCUUCCCAUGUCUUUUGUCUAGCGAUAGAUCUAAGACAAUGACUAGUCAAGUGUACCAGUUUGGUUGGUGUCUACAGUGUACUAGAGAACAUCAUUUCUUUCCUCCUCGAUACUUUCACGUCCUCUCAUUACGUCUUGCUUUUAAGUUUUCGUUAUCAAAAGGGAACAAGGAAUUAGCUGAAAAAUUGAAUCGUAAAUGCAAAUUUUGGAGCAAUGGUCUUCAAUGGUUUGAUGGUUAUGGUGUGAAAGUAUUAGUAGAGAUUAUUGAUGAGAGCCAGUGUGUACUAGUAAUGAUGUCCUGUGAGAAAGGUUACAGUGACAACAUGGUGUCUCUAAGAAGGAAUGUGAUAGGAGAGGUAAUGAGUGUUUAUAAAGAAUCCUGCCCUGGUUUAAAAGUUAAAGCAUUAUCAAUUGACCCCGAAGAACUAGCCUAUCCUGUAAAUACACCAAGAGAAAGGACGGUUUAUGAAGUUUUGGAUUUACUAUCAGCAAUUAAGGAAGGAAGACCAUUUCUUGUGAGUGAUAAAGGACAUAAAGAAGUGAAGGAGAUCCUACCUGAUGAAUCAUUAUCAGAUAUUAGUAACCUGUCACUAUUAGGAGGACGUGAUAUAAAGGAAGUGAUUGAAAUACCUGAAGAAUUCAACAUAGUCUCUGCAAAUAAGCUAGAGCCAACAAUUCAAAAGGUCAAAUCAGAUACAAAUUACAUCCCCACACAGAUCAGUGAGUCUGACAAUGAUCAACAAAAAGAUAUUGAUACACAUACUUGUACGAUCAAUGAUAAAGUACAAGAAACACACAUUGCCAAUAGACUGCUUGAUAUUAGAGAUCUUGCUGUAGUCCUUCAAGAAUUGACAUCAAAUCAACAGUUUGAUUAUACUGAUUGGCAUCAGUUGGGUCUCUACUUAGGAUUAUAUGAGCGUACACUAAAAGCAAUCGAAGAAGAUAAUAGAGGGAAAUCAAAGAAAUGUCUUAUGGAGUGUAUAUCUUCCUGGCUAAAAGGAGAGGAUGGAGUAAGAGAAACAAGAGGAGGUGGAUCAAACUGGAUAUCAUUAGUAGCAGCACUAGAUGCAAUGGGAGAGAGGGAGGUUGCUAAUGACAUUAGAAAAAAGUACUUGUAAUGAACUGUUACUAAAACAGAUCUACUUUGAGUGCAUAGUCAAUAUAAUUCAUCAAUUUAUUCAGUUAUUGCAAUGUAAUUUUAGCAAGAGUGAUUAAAUUGGCGACAAAAAUGGACUAGAGUUUUAGUUCAGUUUGCUGUGCAUUUAUGGAGUGAAAGAGUAUAAGAGAAAAGGAUAGUAAAAGAUAAUAACAAAUGUUUUAAUAAAUUUAUUUCAGAGCCAAUGGGCUAUUAAUAAUCACAAUCUCAUUUUUAACUAAUAAAGUCAUUCUCAGUGAAAA